ACACUCGUAUUUACAAUCAUGUGGAUUUGUUUUGAUGCAAUGCAAACGAAAAUAACUUUGUUUUAUGUUUUUUCUUGACCUGUAAAAUUUGAUAAAAGAUUAAAACAUGAUCGAGCAUCUAAAUACUCGACGAAUGAUUGCUGUGAUUGUAGUUCUAAUCCUUCUAUGCAUUAUUAUUGUGAUACUCGAAGAAACAAUCACCGAUAAUGUUGAUCGUCCAACAUUUUAUCUUAACCAACAACAACAACAUCAUCAUCAAAAACUGCCUUCUUCAGGAAAUAAUAAUUCGAAUAUUCAUUUUAUUGAACAUCAUCAUAAUGAAUCUAAAGAGCCGAUAAAAUCGUUCGCAAAAGAUUCAAUCAAUGUCCACCAAACAUCAUGUUUGAACGAUGAACCAUUUGUGGUUCAAACACGAUGUACGCUUUGUUCUUUAUCUGAACGUACGAAUCAUAUUCCUUAUUGUAUAUCAACCGGUUAUAAAGAACAAAUUUAUUGUCAAAAUUCUGGCCAAAAAAUAUGGCAAUCUUGUGAUUCAAUAAUUUCAAUGUUUUACAUGUUUGAAUUAUUCAUGUUACUUAUGUCGAUCGUUUUUACAUUCUAUGUCCGAAAACGUCAAAGCUUACUAAAUCGUGCCAUUUUAAGCCGUAUCGAAAAACAAAUUUCAUCUGGUGUUUAAAAGAAUAAUUGAUAUGUUUGUACUAAUAUUAAAUCUUCAAUUUUAAAAUAAUAAUGAUAAUAAUAAAAGACCUAAAAAUUUUCCAUUUGAAAAAAAUCAUUUUAAGCUAUUAUAAGAUCUAGCGGUUAGCAGAAAGAAGAAAAAAGGUCAACACUUAUCACUACAGGACUGGUUUCUGUAUACAUCGAUUAUUAUAUUAUGUGUUGGCCAUUUUUAUUGAGAACAUAAACAAAUGAAUUAGAAGACAAAGAGCGAGUCCAUUGAAUG
Molecule: messenger RNA, 943 nt
Organism: Dermatophagoides pteronyssinus (European house dust mite)
Lineage: Eukaryota; Metazoa; Arthropoda; Arachnida; Sarcoptiformes; Pyroglyphidae
Product: protein JTB-like
Biological process (GO): mitotic cytokinesis
Cellular component (GO): midbody; spindle; membrane
Source: RefSeq, a predicted model, not a curated record